Molecule: messenger RNA, 951 nt
Organism: Xyrauchen texanus (razorback sucker)
Lineage: Eukaryota; Metazoa; Chordata; Actinopteri; Cypriniformes; Catostomidae
Product: retinol dehydrogenase 8
Molecular function (GO): oxidoreductase activity
Source: RefSeq, a predicted model, not a curated record
UCUAUGGGGACUCAAAGAGUUUUGGUGACAAGAUGCUCCUCUGCAAUUGGUUUGGCGGUGGCUGUCAGUCUUGCCAAAGACGAAUUAAGACGCUUCCAUGUUGUGGCCACAAUGAGGAAUCUGGAGAGGAGAGAAGCUCUGGAGAGAGCAGCCGGCGAGACGCUGAAUACAUCCCUGGAGAUCCGACAGCUGGACGCCACCUAUGAUGACUCCAUCAGAGAGUGUGUGAACAGCUUGCCAGGCCAACGAGUGGAUGUGCUCUUCCUCACUGUUUUCCUCAUAAACAAUGCAGGUAUGGGUAGGAUUGGGCCUUUGGAGUGCCAGAGUGUCAGUGCAAUGCAGGAACUCUUUAACACAAAUUGUUUCAGUCUGGUGAGACUGGUGAAAGAAGUGCUGCCUGAAAUGAAGCGGCGUUAGAAUGGACACAUUGCGGUGAUGAGCAGUGUUUUAGGCUUCCAGGGUAUGCUUUUCAAUGAUGUAGAAUAUGCUGCCUCUAAAUUUGCAGUUGAGGGAUUUUGUGAGAGUCUGGCUCUGCAAGCUAUGAAGCUCAAUGUCAAGAUGACGUUAGUGGAUCCAGGAUCAGUUAUAACUGAGUUUAAGAGGAAAGUGUAUGAGGAAGCAGAGAACAUGGACCUAUCAGAGACCGAUGAGGAGACAGCGCAGAUCUUGUGUCAGAUCUACCUGCCAAAUUCUCACAAAGUCUUCACUUCAAUUGGGCAUACACCUGAGGAGGUGGCAGAGCAAACUCUCCAGAUGAUCGUGUCGAAGAACCCUCCAUUUCAUCAUCUGACCAAUCAGUUGUACAUGCCUCUGACUGCCAUGAAGCAAGCUGACCCUACAGGGUGACUACCCAUUUGGAUUGGCACCAUUCACUUCAUUACUCCAGCAGACGGUCUUCUUGACGAACCAACCGUCAAUCCUAAUCCAAUUAAAAUCUUGGAAAUGGGCUGA